CACAAGUGAAUCAUGGGGAGCUCUAGAAACAAGACUGAAUAACUAUUCCCAAAACAUGAUAUUCCUUACUGGACCAGCCAACUCCAAACUCCAAUAUGGCCUAUUAAAAACCCGCUUCCAUACAUGUUAUUCCGUCUUCACCCUUUUCCGAUCAGGAUCACCCCAAAAAGGAUCAUCCACCGCUCGCCAUUGUUUGAUGCCCUUGGGAUCUCUUUUUUGACUGACGUUAACUCUGUUCCAUAUAGCCUUGGUCUCCGGGCUGCCCAAGGCAUCGCGGAAGCUGCCCAGCUCUUUGGUUGUAGAAUCAACAGACUGCAUAAAGGCGGCAUACAUGGCCUCGGCUAGAUGUUAUGGGUGACUAUAGUCAGAAUACGAAAAGGAGGGUUGAGCAGGGGUUAGAGGGGGGCAUACGGGAGGGUUGUUUGGUAUUCAGCGGCUCCAGCAUGCGCGGAAGCGCCGAGCGAAGCCGUCGAAGCUGUAUCCGACGUUAGAAUAUGCCCCCGGAUCACAACGAGUAAGUUGACCAGUGUGCAUAACUUGCCUGGAGAUGCAGCUGGUUCAAGUGGUAGAGUGCAUCCUCCAGCUUCUCCUCCUCCUGCUGCGCGCUGUCUUUGGCUGGUUGGGCCUGGGUUGGAUGAUUGCUGGCCAUUUCUGCUAUUUCCAGGGUGCCGUCUCUCGUUUCACCGACAGUGAUGGAUGCAAGGCACAGACCGACGACCUCACUCAUGCUGCCGCUGUUGGCUCGGCUGCUACCAAGAGCCAGCAAAGCUUGGCAAACAAGUUUUUUGCCUCCCUCUUCAGGGACACGCACAGCACAGGGAGUCUGGCUGUGGCUGAAAAUGCAUUUGCCUACCUUAUUAUGGUCGAUGGUCCGAGCGCCCUAAAGGAAUCGGCCUGGUGGAAGUCCAGCUCUUGCUUCCAUUUUCUGUAG
Molecule: messenger RNA, 931 nt
Organism: Podospora pseudopauciseta
Lineage: Eukaryota; Fungi; Ascomycota; Sordariomycetes; Sordariales; Podosporaceae
Exons: 2
Coding region: 548-931 (127 amino acids)
Source: RefSeq, a predicted model, not a curated record